CCGCGCACGAGGAGCGCGGCCGCUCAGCGCCGCCGAGGGUCCGCGGAGAAACCGCCGCUGCUCCGGCGUUCCCCACCCCCGCCCCGUAGCCGCGCGACGUCUUCGGCCAGAGGGAGCGGGCUGACCGCCCCCGGAGCGGGAGGAAAAUGGCUCAAACUAUUGCACCAGCAAUGUCCAUCCAUGAUGAGGAAUCCUUAGAAUGCAGAAUGGUGGUUAAUUUUCUCAUGUCAGGACUUGAGUCAAUGUGUAAAGAACUUGCCAAGUCCAAGGCAGAAAUUGCCUGUAUUGGUGUAUAUGCAAAAAAUAUAUUUGUAGUUGGAACUGAGAGAGGAAAAGCCUUUGUCAACUCUAGGGAAGAUAUUAAGAUGGAUUUUACAGAAUACUGUGUCACAGGAGAGGACAGGCCUGCAGAACUGCAGAAAACGAGGACCACACCACCUGUAAACAGACAGACAGUGGAUGCUGAGGAGCUGGAGGCUCAUAGAAAGUCUGUGGAAGACUUUUUCUGCUUGUGCUACGGUAAAGCUUUAGGAAAGUCAACAAUGGUACCUGUGCCCUACGAAGAGAUCCAGAGGAACCAGUCUGUUGUGAUAGUGCAGGGCCUGCGGGAAGGACUCGCGUUUGAGCAUCCGUCAAAUUACAAUGUUUCCACCCUGAAAUGGAUUUUGGAAAACAAAUCACAGAUCUCAUUUAGUAUCAACAGGCCUUCCCUAGAACCAAAGAAGCACGUAGGAGCUGAUAGGACAGAUCCUUCACAUUCAGUUAUACCUCCAGUUGGAAGUUGUCCUCCUGUUAAAGUGAAAAUGGAAUCAAGCAAGGAUUCUGAGAUCAACGAGGAUCUUGGAAUUUCUUCCAAAACGUCAGCAGUAACAAUGAAGCAGGAAAUAGAUGAUCCUAACUACUAUCAAGUUAAUACUCCAGUAGGCCCUUCCAAAACAUCAGGGAUAGAUGAAAAAAUUGAUCCUGGAAAAAGUUUCAGAGCAUCCUCUGAGCCUGACUCGUCAGAAACAAGUGAGGAUUCCGAGGUUGAGUUCAGUAAUGGAGAUGAUGAUGAUGAUGAUGAGUACGUGGCCCCUGACAAUCAAUUGGAGAGCACUGAGUCUGCUAAUGCAGUCGCCAAUACUGGGAGAAGAAAAGCAGAUGACUCCAACUUUGAUUCCUCCCAGAUUAUUGUUUCAGAACCAACUGAGAACCCUGAGGUUGAGGUAACCAUUGAAGAUGAUGAUGAUGACUACCUGCCCUCUGACAAGAGACCGAGGAGCACCAAGUUGGGUAAUGAAGCAGCCAAUGCUGGGGGCAGAAAAGGAGAAGAGUCCAAUUCUGAUUCCUCCCAGCAUGACUCUUCAGACUCAAGUGAAGAUUCUGAGGCUGAAUUAACUAGUGAAGAUGAUGAUGAUGACGAGUACCUACCCCCUAGCAAGAGGAAGAGGAGGAGGAUGUCGGCUAAAGCAGCUACCAGUACUCAGAGAAGAAAGUCAAAAGGGUUCAACUUCAAUUCCUCCCAGCAUAACAUGCCAGAGAUAUGUGAGAACCCUGAGGUUGAGGUCACUGUUGAAGAUGAUGAUGGCUACCUACCUCCUGACAAGAGACUGAAGAGCUCCGAGUCAGCUAAUUCUGCUGCCAAUACUGAGAGAAGUAGAGCAGCAGAGUUCACUUUUGAUUCCUCCCAGCAUAACAUGUCAGAGGCAAGUGAGGAUUGUGAACUUGACGUCACUGUUGAAGAUGAUGAUGAUGGCUACAUACCCCCUGACAAGGGACUGAAGAGCUCUGAGUCAACUAAUGAAGCAGCCAAUACUGUCAACAGAAAGGCAGAAGAGUCCAAUACUGAUUCCUCCCAUCAUAACAUGCCAGAGAUAUGUGAGAACCCUGAGGUUGAGGUCACUGUUGAAGAUGAUGAUGAUGACUUCCUGCCCUCUGACAAGAGACCGAGGAGCGCCAGGUUGGGUAAUGAAUCUGCCAGUGCUGCUAGCAGAAACGGAGAAGAAUCCAAUUCUGAGUCCUCCCAGCAUGACUCGGCUGAAUCAAGUGAGGAUUCUGAGGGUGAAUUCACUACUGAAGAUAAUGAUCAUGACUACGUACCUCAUCACAAGAGACGAAACAGCACCAAGUUGGCUAAUGCUGCUGCCAAUAAUGGAAGAAAUAAAACAAAAGAGUUCAAUUUUGACAAGUGGAAUACGCGAAUUACAGACUUGAGAAAGGAAGUUGAAAAUCUGUUUGAAAAAAGAUACGCUGAGGCUAUGAAAGCAGAAGGGCCAGUGUCUAUCCCAUACACACACUUCCAGUCCCAUACAGAGGACCUGUAUGUGGAAGGGCUGCCAGAAGGGAUUCCCUUCAGGCGCCCAAGCACGUACGGCAUUCCCCGCCUGGAGAGGAUCCUGCUAGCAAAGGAGAAGAUCCGCUUUGUGAUUAAAAAGCCUGAACUUCUGAAUUCAACAGAUGUUCCAGUGAACAAGACACCUUCAGGAGCCUCAAAUACAGUGAAAGAAGAGUGGUAUGUCAGAGUCACCAAACUGAGAAAGACGGUAGAUCAAAUUUUCUGUCAAAAGUUUGCCAAGGCUUUGGGGAGCGAUGAUCCCAAAACUGUUCCAUACAAGAAAUUUGAAGCUCAUCCAGCUGACCUCUGUGUUGAAGGCCUGCCAGACAACAUCCCCUUUAGGAGUCCCUCCUGGUAUGGAAUCCCUUGCCUUGAACAAAUAAUUCAAGCGGCCAACAGAAUAAAAUUUGUGAUCAAAAGGCCAGAGCUGCUAAGUCAUUCUUCAACCGAAAUUAUUCAUCCCAGGUCAAACACUCAAGUGAAAGAUGAUUGGAAUACCAAGAUCUCCAAGCUAAGACGCCAAGUAGAAGAUAUAUUUCGUGUGAAGUUUGUCGAAGCUCUGGGGCUUCCAGAGGCUACAAAAGUGAAUGUUCCCUAUUCCGCGUUUGAGUCACACCCCGAUGCCUUGGUCGUUGAAGGCUUGCCAGAUGGAGUUCCCUUCCGGAGUCCCACCUGGUUUGGAAUUCCACGCCUCGAAAGAAUCAUCCGUGGCAGUGACAAAAUCAAAUUCGUUAUUAAGAAGCCUGAACUCAUCACUUCCCAAUUGCCUCUAAGAGUGGCUAGUAAACUAAAGAUGAAAGGAAAUAGUGCAAGGAGUUCCAGAAGGUCACGAAGUUCUUCAGAAAAUUCAAGUGUUCCAGAGAUUGAAGUUACUCUUGAUGAAAGUCCUAAAAAGGCACAAACAACAGGUGCUGAAAGUAAUUCUCAAACCAAUAGCUCCAAUACAAAUGCGAAGCAACAAGGAAAAGAGUUUUCUUUUGCAGAGGCGUGGAAUGCCAGAAUCAAUGACUUAAAGCAGAAAGUUGAAAAUCUUUUUAGUGAAAAAUGUGGGGAAGCCCUGGGACUCAGUGAGCCAGUGAAGGUGCCCUAUGCACUGUUUGAUUCCUUCCCAGAGGAUUUCUACGUGGAGGGAUUACCUGAGGGCGUGCCCUUCCGCCAACCUUCAACCUUCGGGAUUCCAAGACUAGAGAAGAUCCUGAGAAAUAAAUCCAAAAUAAAAUUUGUUGUUAAAAAGCCUGACGUGCUUGAGGCAGCGGUCAAAGGAAGUUCUGACACAAGCCCUCAAAGAAAAAAUAAUUCCUCCAGUAAAGCCAAUACAGCAAGGACCACAGAAAACACAGUAGUGAACAAAGCUGAAGGUGUUGAAGACCUAAACAUCGUUCAAGUAACCCUGCCAGGUGAUGAAAGCGGGCGACUGCCAAAAGUAGAAAGUGCCAGACAAUUGAGAGAGCAAGUAAAUGAUCUUUUUAGCCAGAAAUUUGGUGAAGCCAUUGGUAUGAAUUUUCCUGUGAAAGUUCCAUACAGAAAAAUCACAAACAACCCUGGCAGUGUGUUGGUGGAUGGAAUGCCUCCAGGUGUGGCAUUUAAAGCACCCAGUUAUCUGGAAAUGAACUCAAUGAGGAAGAUUUUGGAAUCAGCAGAGUCUAUCAAGUUUACUAUCAUUAGACCGUUUCCAGGACUUGUGAUUAACGAUCAGCUGCUAGAAGAAGCUGAAACAGAAGCCUCAGCACCAGCAGCAGCACCAGCCACAGUCCUACCAGAUAACACAAAAACAGAAGAAAAUUGUCAAAUAAAGCAAGAUCCAGACCUGACGUCAUAGACCUCAUCAAUACUGGCCAGAAGCUUCCCGUUCUGAGAAGAGUCUGCUUGGCCUACCUAGAGCUGUGUAAUAUAAGUGUAUAAGAGAAGUAUCUUCUAUACAAACCCUUUUGUACUAUUAUAUAGAAAUGUCUACUUUUUCAGCAGUUCUGUGAAUUGACCUAAAGCGAUGAAUGACUGUAGAUUUGGAAUGUCUGCGUUUACUUUGGAAUAUAUUUUAAGGACUUGAUGCAGCAAUGCUGGGGAGAUGACAGGGAUUUAAAUCAGCAGGGAUUUAAGUGAGGCUGCUACGUUUUCCAAUAAAGCUGAAUUUCACUGUA
Molecule: messenger RNA, 4452 nt
Organism: Hirundo rustica (Barn swallow)
Lineage: Eukaryota; Metazoa; Chordata; Aves; Passeriformes; Hirundinidae
Gene: GTF2I
Product: general transcription factor IIi
Exons: 46
Coding region: 147-4133 (1328 amino acids)
Cellular component (GO): nucleus
Molecular function (GO): DNA-binding transcription factor activity
Source: RefSeq, a predicted model, not a curated record